Messenger RNA from Vespa velutina, 8180 nucleotides. RefSeq names its product zinc finger protein 608-like. Gene Ontology annotation, cellular component: nucleus. Lineage: Eukaryota; Metazoa; Arthropoda; Insecta; Hymenoptera; Vespidae. The transcript has 7 exons. Bases 2343 to 7910 code for a protein of 1855 amino acids. The record is from RefSeq and is a predicted model, not a curated record. Gene Ontology annotation, biological process: regulation of transcription by RNA polymerase II.
UACGCGGAGUUGGCCGAGUAAUGCCGAGUUAAACCGAACUCGGUGGAGGCCCGCAGCCAUGUGUUGUGGUCUGCCGUGAGUGCUUUGUGACAAGGGAGGCGCGGUGUGUCUGCGCUUUUUUUCCUCUCCGUUUAUAACUCUCUCUCUCUCCUCGUUAAUCGGCAAAUAUCGUCGAUAUUUUUUCUUCGCGAAUGAAUACGUCGUCGGAUGGACGACGGCUCGGGAUGAACGUGUAGCCAUGAACGUGUUUCGUUAAACGAGAGUUUGAGACGACGAGGACGACGACGACGAAGACGACGAAGACGAAGACGACAACGACGACGACGACGAAGACGAAGACGAAGACGAAGGACGAUCAUUGGGAGAUAAAGUGUGCGCGAAUGUGAAAACAAAAAGAAUAAAUCGAUCCUUUCUUUAAUCUCGUGAAGUUCGUCGUAGGAGAUCGGUCGAUCGGUUCGAUCGGUCGAACGACGAUAAUCGAAAACAAAAAAACAACAAAAAAAAAAAGGAAAGAAACAAAACAGAAUCGACAGCGACGAGAAAAACGUUGCUUCGAUCUCUCGUCUCUGGUAUUCGCGUUUGGUGCGUGUACGUGUGCGUUUUUUUUCUCGUGUCCAUUGGUCGGUGGUGAGUGUGUGUAACGUGCUUAUCCGUAUAAAUAUAUGUAUGAAUAUAUAUAUAUAUAUAUACACAUACAUAUACAUAAAUCCAUACAUAUGAAUGUGUGUGUCUGUAUAUGUAUAGCUCGUUGUGCCUUGCGUGUGGGUGCGUGAAUGCGUGUAACAUCGUCCGUCUCGUUUCUUAGUACACGGCCAUCUCUCUCUUUCUCUUCGCGUGAGUAACAACGAUCGCCGGCGCACGACGACCAGCGAAGAACGAAGAGAAACGAAACGAAGCGAAGCGAAGAAAAGUGAAUUGAAGGAAAGAGAAGAAUAGAGAAAACAAGAGAAGAAAAGAAGGACGGAUAGAUACGAGAGUAGAUAGAUAAAAUAAGAAGGGGAAGAGAGAGAGAGAGAGAGAGAGGAAGAGGGAGAGAGAGAGAAAGAGAGAGAGAGAGAGAGAAAGAAAGAAGUGAUUGGAUAUAUAUCUACUUGGAAAGAAGACAGGAAUAUAUGUAUGCGUGUGUAUUACGUCCAUCGUUCCCGUCGACACCCCCGCCGGCACCUUUCGACCCCUCUCUCAAAGCUCGGGCCAAGGCUCGAACCAGUGACCGCGGCUUCUCGAGCAUGAAGCAUCGAGAGGAGCAUAGAAGCAGCAGCGAACGUUUUCUCCUAAUUCAAUUUGAAAAGCUUUCUGGAGCGCGUCCAAAAGACGACAUCCCGUAUUCAUGCCGGCGGGAAUGGCACUCGUAACUCAUAGCGACAGAGCUUUGGCCGAGGGAACACUUCGGCGAGACGACUUUCCAGUGGAAGGACAUGUUUUCUUUAUGAUUCGACUUACUACGAAACGUGGUUUAACUUGGCAUGGAAGAAAGAUCAUAGAGGAAUCGCGUGACCGGUGACUAAAAAAAAUGGAGCGACUGUUGUGAAUCCAGGAAGGAAGGAAGGAAGGAAGGACGGACGGACGGAAGGAAGGAAGGAAGGAAGGAAGAAAGAAAGAAAGAAAGAAAGGAAUUAAAAGAAGCUGGGAUCUCGAGCGAUCUUGGCGAGGCUCCCAAAUAUCUCUGGUGUUAUCGGAUAACAUCGCAAAAAGAAAAGAAAUUCGUAAUAAGAUUCGUCGAGUUUGUGUCGGUGAUGUGUCGUGAUAAGUGGUGACCCCGUGUUCGUGGCCCCGUGAGGGCAUAAUCGUCAGUGUUUUAUGUGUCGAUGGUGCAAAGGAGUCUAUACGUUGGAUCUAAAAAGGUUUGGGAUUAUCCAGGAUAUAUGUAGCAUAUAAAUUCGAAUAUAUAUAUAUCAACGGAAUCACAAGAGGGAGAGUGAGAAGAGAAGGAGGUGUAUAAAAAGGUGUUUUUGCGCAAAAAAAAGAAAGAGUUGCUAUUGUGUAGAGAAAGAGAGAGAGAGAGAGAGGGAGAGAGAGGGAGAGAAAGAGAGCGAGAGAAAGAGAGAGAGAGAAAGAGAGAGAGAGAAAGAGAGAGAGAGAGAGAGAGAGAGAGAGAGAGAGAGAGAGAGAGAGAGAGAGAGAGAGUGAGAAGUGUGCGCGCGCGGGUCUUGUUUGGAUAUCAAGAACACCAAAGGAGUAGCCGCGGGGUAAGUGAUGUGUUCGAUGGACGAGGCGCGUCUCGCGGGCGGUGGUCGGGGUAAAACGAACGCGUGUCGCUCGCGCUGCCAUUAUUCGGGAUCCGUGAGAAAAGGCGGGCAGUCGGUGAUCAGGCUGGCGGGUGCCGGGGAAACGUUUCCAAGGGCAUGGCGACCACGCCACUAGGCGGUCGCCUCCCUAACGUUAACCGCAAAGGACCAUCCCCGUGUAUCGGUGGUGGUGGUGCUAGUAGUAACGGCAACAUCAACAACAACAACCACAGCAGCAACGUUAGUAGCAGCAACGGUGGCAACAUCAACGGCAACAACGGUAGCCUUAGUAGCAGCAGCAACAGCGGUGGUGGUAGUAGUAGUAGUAGUAACGGUGGCGGCAACAACAACAACAACAGCGGAUGCAAUAGCAGCAGCAACAACAGCAUAGGAAGUAAUAUCAAUAACAACAACGGUGGUAGUCAGAGAAGGCAAGAACGUAACACGAUCGGGAGAGAUCAUCAUCGGCAUCACCACCAUCAUCAUCAUCAUCAUCAUCAUCACCAUCAUCAUCAUCAUCAAGGUCGAGACAAGUCAGGAGCAGCGGUAGCCGCGCCGACAUCGUCCUCCACCUCCUCUAUUACCUCUAUCUCUUCUUCGUCCGGUUCAUCCUCCUCUUCUAUCUCUUCCUCCUCCUCCUCCUCCUCCUCCUCCACCUCGUCGUCGUCGUCGUCGUUGUCGUCUAGCAGUGCGUGCCAGCAGCGCGAGGCUAAAACAAGCACGGUGGCUGCUAACGCCGGUGAGCUGGAUCCGGCCGCGACUAAUGCGACCAACAACUUCGAGUACGACGACAACGAAUGGGACAUUGGCAUAGGAGAUCUUAUAAUCGAUCUUGAUGCGGACAUUGAGAAGACGAGGGACGAGAAACUGAGCUCCUCGGGGACAGGCAUGGCUUCUACGCCUGCCUCGGCAGCAUCGGCCACGAAUAAUCCGAAUCAUCAUCAUCUUCAAAACUCAGUGUCAGCUUUGAACUCGUCUAACUCGUCCAACUCGGUAUCCGGAGUCGUAUCGUCUGGCGUAGUAUCGAACGCGGUUAAUCAGUCAUCGUCCUCGUUAUCGUCCAAUUCGAAUUCGUCGAACUCGUCUAACGUCUCGUCGUCCUCGUCGUCCUCCUCAGGCUCGUCCUCGUCGUCGUCCUCCUCCUCUUCGAACUCUUCCUCGUCCGGUGGUGCCGGUGGUGGUUGCGUCGUCGGUAAUUCGGGAAACGGCCGAGCCCAAAGCCCCUGUAGCUUAGGCGCAGGUGGCAACGCUCCUACGGCGAACGGGCCGAUCGUCAUCGGCGGUAACAACGGUACUGGUAACAAUCAGACGAGCAACGGUUCGACCUCUUCGCAGGUGCAGCAGCUAGUUACGGGAGGAAAGCAAGGGUCCGCGACUGUAGUGGGCGCGGUAAACGCCGUGGUACACGGUAACGCCGGAAAUCCCGGCAAGAUGGCCGUUGAACAUUCGGCGACCGUCGACAAGGGCCUCAAGAUGAAGAUCAAGCGUACGAAGCCCGGCACGAAGAGCAGCGAGGCCAAGCACGAGAUCGUUAAGUCAAACGAGAUCAAUGGUACGGCCUCCUCCCAGGAUAGCAACAACGGAUCUUCCCAAUCGUCGAGCUCAACAUCGGGUUCGGCGACAUCGGGCUCAUCGUCGACCUCCGUCGGGCAAAACUCUCAAAAUUCGGAGUGUGUAAGCGGUGCAGGUGGUGGUAGUGGUGGUGGUGGUGCCGGUGGUGGAAGUGGUGCUGGUAGUGGUGGUAGUGGUGGUAGUGGUGCCGGUGGUGCCGGCGGCGGUGGUAGCGGUACCACGGCCGGUCAAACCGGUGCCACCGGACAAUCGUCUUCCUCGAACAAAUCUAAACCCAGCCAUUCGCCGGCCUCGGCGACCGGGACGGGAAACGCGCAGUCCUCGACGGCGGGCUCGAAGCGCGGCUCGAGCGGACAUCGCCGUGAAAAGGCUCGUGACAAGCACGAGAAACCACAGAACAAUCACGCGCCGCAACAAUCGAAACCGGAGAUGAACGGAACGGCGAGGCCGCCGGCACCUCAGAGUCAAAACUCGGCGGGACAAGCAACCCAGUCGCAGGGACCGACGCCGGCAGCGACGGCGCCUCAACAGACUCAGGGACCACCGCCUAGCUCAAGGACGGGCUUUUCUGUCUCGCAAGGAGCCGGACCACCGGCAACUAGCGCCGCGGCGCCUUGUCCUCCGCCGAGCCCGGCCAGCGCAACGGCAGCUGGGGCCCCGGCCAAGCCGGAACAGACCAAGGUGGCCUCCGUACCGGGACCACCCCUUACUACGCCGGCCGAGGAGGCCAUGGACACUGCGGCUAGUCCUCCUCCGGCCAAGAAGAUGAAGACGUCCAAUACGGAACCAAAGGACAUGUCCGACGUUUGCGUUGGGACCAGCGUGGGGACCAUUACCGAGCCUGAAUGUUUGGGACCCUGUGAGCCUGGCACAUCGGUCACGCUCGAGGGUAUCGUUUGGCAUGAGACCGAAGGAGCAGGUGUAUUGGUCGUGAACGUAACGUGGCGGGGUAAGACGUACGUCGGUACUCUAUUGGAUUGUACACGACACGAUUGGGCACCUCCAAGGUUUUGCGAUUCACCGACGAGCGAUUUGGACGCACGUACACCUAAAGGUCGUGGAAAACGUGGUCGGGCAGCAGCAAAUUCUACACCGGGCAACGAUCUCAGUAAUUUCACCGAGACAAGGAGUUCGGUGCACAGUAAAUUACGAAAUGGCGGUGCAAAAGGUCGAAGAGGUGCUCAGGGUUCACCGGCGGCGAGUCCAAGUCCGGCUGCCUUUGUGCCGCCGAGAUCGGAUCCAGCUGCUAAGAGAAAAUCUCGUGGUCCAGAAGAAGAGGAGAAGAAUAAAAGACGGGCACCACCUCCUACGCCUCCUAGUGGUUCGCCUCCGGCGAGCCCGGUCCUUUUGGAGUGUCCCGAACCGAAUUGUAGUAAAAAGUACAAACACAUAAAUGGACUGAAGUAUCAUCAGAGUCACGCGCACGGUUCCGCGGACGACGACGAUACGAAGGAGGGCAUCACUAGUAUGUCCGAGAACGACGAGAGCAACAUAGAAGCUCCGAGUCCAGCCACGCCGGUGAAGUCUCCAGCGGACAAGCCGGAAGGAACCCCUGUCAGAGCGGCGAGUCCACCGGCGACGAGUUUACCGCCAGAGACACCACCGCCUCCACCUCGGGUACCUUCUCCUAGUAUAGAGACACCUAUGCCAGUUUUAACCUCGGACAAGGCUAUCGUCAAACCUGGUGUUUUAAGGUUCGGCCAAGACGAUUUACCUGCUCCUACGUCCGCGGCACCGCCUUCCUCGAGACAACAAAGUAUCCAGCAACAACAACAGCAGCAACAACAACAGCAACAACAACAGCAGCAACAACAGCAACAGCAACAACAGCAACAACAACAACAGCAACAACAAAGUCAACCGUCGAUAACAUCGACGAAUCCACCUCAAAGUCCGAGUCCUCACCCAAGUCAAUCUCCCAGGCCCGUGCCUUCGCCACAUCCCAGUACAAACAUACCGCAGCCACUCAAUAUACCUCAACCUCCUCAACCUUCUCAAGUUCAACAACAUCAGCAACAAAAUCCGUUGUUGCAACAAGCCCAACAGACGUUACAAACCGGACCACCGCCUCAACUGCAAUCGAGUCAACAGCAGCAACAACAGUUACAAUCGUCCGUACAGCAACAAUUGCCGCCGGCACAUCAGUUGCAAUCUGUACAGCAUCCCUUGUCCACGCAGUUGGGACAACCAACUCAAGCGCAUGUUAUUCAGCAGCCAACUUUACAGCAGCAACAACAAAGUUUGCAAAGUAUGGCGAGUCAGCAUCCAGGUCUUCAAGGUCUUACCGGACAAGUUUCACAACAAACGGGUCUACAAACCGGGCCUCCGACGACUGGACAUCCUGGACAAGGUGUACAAUCUCAUAUGCAACAGUAUCCAAGCGUUUCGCUGCACACGAAGAUGCCACAAUUCAAAGUAAAGCCUACUGCGGCAUUGAUGCCAGAGCAGGAUAAGAGUAAGGACCCGCGAACGCCGAAGCCGCAAGGUUACAAAAAGAAAUCGAAAAAAUCACCCGGUGGAAGUCCGCAUCCUUCGCCUUUGGAAACGCCGAUAGUCGAUUCCGCGAGGGAAGACGUCCAAAGUCCGGCCUACUCGGACAUAUCGGACGACGCGGCGCCUGUUCUCGAGGCAGAACCCGCCGACAAGUCGAAACAAAAUCAAGAAAAGGACAACAAGACUAGCGCGCCGACGCAUCUACCUGCUCACUUUGGAAUGUACCCGUAUUACGGUCAACCUCCUUACUUGGUGCCUAGCGUUCAGGACAGCAAGUCGGUCGAUCAGAAACCGAGCGAUCUCACGCCAAAACAGGAAAUGAAACCUUUGAACAUACCGCAGAUGCCAUCGAUGGCGAGUUUGCAAAGCGUCGUCUCGGAGAAGGAAAAGAAGGAACUGAGUCAACCCUUGCCUCAACCUCAACAGCAGCCGCACUAUUACGGUGGUUACGGUGGCUACAUGCCUCCUGGCUAUCCGUAUCAGCCACCGCAAGCGAUUUCCCAACAACAACAGCAACAACAACAGAAUCAACAAGUGCAGGAACAAGAGGCGCAUGAGCAAAAGGCAAAGAUGAAGCAGGAACCACAAUCGCAACAACCGAGCUUGAAAGACAAACAACACGAAAACCAUCAGAUACUAAAGGAAAGUAUCGAGAUGAAGAGUCAAAUGAGUCCUUAUCACGUGUACCACGGGACGCAAAGUCAAAGAGCAGCGCCUCCUCCACCACCUCCUGGUCCUGUACAAGAUGAUAGGAGGUAUUACCUUUAUCCCGGAGAGCAAAGGCGAAAAGAAGAGUCGAACAAACAAAGUCAACAAGCAAAAGCUCCACCCCCGAGUCCGAAGCAUCAACCGAAGCAAGAAAAGCCUCAGGAUUUGGGCAAGAGCGACGACUCGAAAAACAAGCAAGAAGGCGUGAAGCCUACAAUGGAGACUCAGGGACCACCGCCACCGCCAACAUCGCAAUACGCGUAUAUACAUCCGGGAUAUAUGCAGCCACAGCAUUACGGUGCGCUACCCUUCGACCCUGGCCAUCCAGUUUACAGAGGUUUAAGUCCUAUGUUGGUACCUGGACCUUACUCGGGUAGUCCUUACCUGCAUCAGUUGCCUAGGUAUCAUGCACCAGAGGAUCUAAGCCGUCCACCGGGUGGCAAGGCCCUCGAUCUUUUGCAGCACCACGCGAAUCAGUAUUAUUCGGCGCACAAGAUCCAUGAACUCCAGGAACGUGCCCUGAAGUCGCCGACGCCAAAGACGUCCGCGGCAUCUGCCAGUCCGUCUUCGGCAGGGCCAACACCUGCCAGACCACCUAGCGGACCACCGACUUCGGUAGCGGGGCCAGGUCCACCGCAGGGUCAAGGUCAACAGCCUGGAAAACAACAAGGACAACCUGGAGGUCAGCAGCAACCAUCUGGCCCAGUCGAUACCGGUAGCGGGAAUCUUGGAAAGGACAGCAGAUCUCCACCACCUCAGAGACACGUGCAUACACAUCAUCACACGCAUGUGGGAUUAGGCUAUCCCCUUUUAACGGGACAAUACCCCGCUCCUUACGGAGCGGCAGUGCUAGCGAGUCAGCAGGCCGCCGCGGUAGCCGCCUCGGUGAUCUCGCCAUUUCCGCCCAAGUGACCCGCGGCCCCCGGUCCCGUACUAGCCGGUGGAACCGGCGGAACCGCCGGAAGCAGCUCCGCACAAACUCACCACGCGCCGCAUCCGGCCUCGAGCGGUGCCGUCGCGAGCAGACAGCCCUAAGGAAAAUCCCUAAGGAACUUUCGAGAGGAUCGCCUCAUCCUUUUCCUUUCAAGUCAAUUUAUUUGCUGACACCAUUUCUCUCUCUCUCUCUUAAUACCUUCCUCUCUCUCUCUCUCUCUCUCUCUCUCUCUCUCUCUCUCUCUCUCU